UACUACAAUGCAGGCCGACUCCAAGAAAAAAUACGGAACUUUUGGAAAACGUAUGAUAAAUCCAAAGGAUCUGAUAGAAUUAUUCCGUGGUGAGAAAGAAGAGAAAAGGGAUAAAGCAGCACAUAUCAUUCAAAAAACCUGGAAAAGAUGGCUGGAUAUGGGUGUAUUUGAAUACUAUAAAGAGCUUAUAGGCUUUAAGCAAUAUGGGGAACCUUCCCAUCUUAUGAAGUACAUUGAGCCUAGAGAGGCAGAAUUUUUAGAUGCUGCAGCAGGAGUUCAUAUUAAAUUCAGACUAGGUGGGUACUGGAAGGGUGUGGACUCUUUAACAACGAAAGACAAUACCAAAAUACAGGAAUUCCAUCAUUCUCCUCGGCAGAGGAAACGGAACAUGGAAAAAAGAAGAAAGACAAGAAAAAUUGAAUGGCUGAAGAAAAUGUACUUUGGAGAAAAUCUUCAAGUUAAAACAGAGAAUCCUGAGGCAAUUGCUUUAAUUCAGAGAGCAACCGAAGGUCUAAUCAAGUCCCUGGAGAAGGAAGGAAUAGAUCAAGUGAUGGAAUGGGAAGUAGAUGAGAUGUUAAAGUGGACAAAUGCAUUGAAUUAUGACGAAUAUGUUAAACUAUGGAAAGAAGUUGGAACAAGCAAGACUUCAGAAAGUUUUCAAGCUUUCCAGUUUACUCAGCAAUACUACGUUUCUGAAUUGAUACCAAAGAACAUCCAAGAACUAAUGCAAUCUCAGUAUAGACUAAAAGAGAGACCUAUUAUCAACUCACUUUAAUAGUUGCAGAAGCAAAAAAAAAUCACACGUCUGACAACUGAACAUUCAUCAGUCAUAACAGUAUCAACAUAAAACUUCAGGAGACAAAAAUAGAAACUCCGUAUGAAAAGAUGGAAUCUAUGCAUUUGUCAAGUUAAUGUGCCUUAACACGUUAACAUAAAAUGUAAUGAAUGUAAAGAAAUUUGAAAUUAAAUUUAGUUUCCUAAUGAACUUAUUUUGUGAUAGAUGACAUGUCUGUUGUAAUAGAAUCAGUAGUAUUUCUUAAUUCUUCAAUUUUAUUUUUAAUCAUUAAUUAUUUUGAUUCUGACAAACUUAAGGUAUUACAUAUAAGUAAGCAAAGAUAUGGAAAUGACCCAAUCACAUAUUAUUGUUCAGGUAGUGAUGACAGGAGAAGGUCCCUACUGAGGUUUGGCAUCAAUCUAUAAACAACCUGAGCAACCACGUAUUUCUGUGUUUAGCCAUUACCAGAGCAAUCAUAGUUGGAAUGUUAGUUAAACGGUCAGGGGCUUCCAAAGUGAAUGAACAUUUUCUCAUUCAUAGAGGAGUGGAAAAGGGAUUGUCAAAAUUUUGAGUUUAAAGGAGGUGCUGGCAGACAUUAGAAGUAGGUAAGUAGGUGAAUAUAAAAACAUAUGGACUAUGUGGUAGAAAGUCUUGUUCUAGCCUGAGUUCAUUUCUUGACCAUAUCUUGAUCAGGUAACCUUCUCUGGCAAAAAAAACUCCUAUGGAUUCUCAAAAAAUGUACUCUAUUGCACAUAUGUAUGAAUGUAUGUAUUGUAUUUUUGUUUGCCUUACAAUUGAGACAGUUACCUAUGCAACCGUGAAAGUUAUAAAGACGUUUGCUCUUCAUAGAAAUGUUUCAAAAUAUAAAGCACUAGCCGAUUACCCGGUGUUGCCCAGGUAUUUAUUUAUCCCAAUCCUGUAUUAGACAUGAAAAUCCUGUAGUUGGGACUCACACUGUUGUACUGUGUCUUGCGCAGCAUCGCAAUUCUUCUA
This is a messenger RNA of Notechis scutatus (mainland tiger snake), 1768 nucleotides long. Lineage: Eukaryota; Metazoa; Chordata; Lepidosauria; Squamata; Elapidae. The record is from RefSeq and is a predicted model, not a curated record.